Molecule: messenger RNA, 1569 nt
Organism: Annulohypoxylon truncatum
Lineage: Eukaryota; Fungi; Ascomycota; Sordariomycetes; Xylariales; Hypoxylaceae
Product: NAD(P)-binding protein
Exons: 2
Coding region: 399-1463 (354 amino acids)
Cellular component (GO): endoplasmic reticulum membrane; lipid droplet; mitochondrial outer membrane
Molecular function (GO): 3-beta-hydroxysteroid 3-dehydrogenase (NADP+) activity
Source: RefSeq, a predicted model, not a curated record
AAUUCGGAUUCACGUCGGAUGGCUGACAUGCAUUGAGCGAUUAUAGUAGAUUAAAGAGCACUGCCUACUGUGAUUGACCGGAUGGUAACCUGCAAUGUUACGCACAUAGUGCAGUGAGUAGAUUGGUGUUGGUGGCGCUGGAAUCUUAUUUUCAAGUUGGGAGAUGGUUACACAACAAGGCUGCGCCGCUAUUUCAUGGCCGACCGAGCGCAUGUUAGGAACAGCACAGUAUGAGCAAGCCAUGCAGACAGUGUAAACAGAGAAUCGUUUGGCUGCUCGUAAUUAGUAUUUCUCGUAUGGUGGGCCAUAGAACAUUUCGCGCCGAUUUUCAAUAAGUCGAUUUCACCACCAAAGAUAGCUAUCAUCAAGAUUCGGCGCACUACUUUCAUUAGGCCAUCAUGAUGACGAGCCGGAAGGGUACCAUUAUCGUGACUGGCGCAAAUGGCCAUCUCGGCAGCGCCAUUGCUCGGCAUAUCGUCUCGUCACCCGAGCUGCAAGCCUACCAUUCUAUCUUCAUAGUCCGAGACGGAUCCGCGACAAACAGCAGACUCACGUCCGCUUUGAAGGCGGGGGGUGAAAAAGCCUCCUACGAGGUCGUUUCUUUGGAUCUCGCGAGCCUCACUAACGUCCGUCAAGUGGCCACUACCAUCAACGGGCGCGUGACUGCUGGAACUAUCCCCCAGAUCCGUGGGCUAGUGCUCAACGCCGCAUUCAUUGAAUUCGAGACCCAGACAUGGGCCGAAGAGGGUGGCUUCGACAUGGCCUUUGUAGCAAACUACCUAGGCCACUGGCUGCUUACAGUGAUGCUGCUGCAGAGCAUAGACCCUGAAACCGGGCGGAUAACAAUCGUCGGGAGUGAUGCGCAUAACCCGGAUGACUGGCUGACCACUACCCUUGGCACAUACAAACACCCGGACGACAAAUGGAGGCCGUUCAUCAGCGGCGAGAACAUUGACCAGAUCGCCUUCGGGACUUGGAGUACUAGGGCAGACGAUCCGAGCACACGCAAUGGUAUGCGUCGCUAUGGGGCAGCCAAAUUUUGUCUGGUCACGAUGAUAAGUGAGCUGCAACGACGUCUAAACUCGGAUCCCCUACUUCAUCGCAUUACCACGGUCGGAGUCGACCCUGGCUCGAUGGCCAGCCCCGAGGGUAUUGCCCGCCGCACCAACUGGUUCGGGCGCAGCAUUGUACACGGCAUCAUUAUGCCGAUCAUGGGGUAUGUCAUGAUGUGGCUUUACCCGGAAUCCAACGGGAAGAUGCGCACGACGGAACGGUCCGCCCGCGACGUCAUGCGCGCCGCAAUGGAUGUUUCGGUGGCUAAGGCGGCCUACUUCGAUGGCACGGCGCCGGCAGAAAGGGCGUCAGAGGCGCAGGAUGUAAGGAAGCGGGAGAUAAUCUGGCGCGACAGCGUGCGCUAUACACAGCUAAGAGAAGGUGAGACAGUGCUUAAGGACUGGAAAUAAUUCAUUGGACGUGGUUUCUCAGUUCUUUGAAAUCGUAACCAAGUCAUUCAAACAUGUCCUUGAGUAAGUUGGGUAGUUAGUUGCUAAAGUAUAGAAUAAUUAAGUU